Messenger RNA from Acytostelium subglobosum LB1, 4437 nucleotides. RefSeq lists its product as hypothetical. Bases 1 to 4437 code for a protein of 1478 amino acids. The transcript has 5 exons. The record is from RefSeq and is a predicted model, not a curated record. NCBI's taxonomy places the organism in Eukaryota, Evosea, Eumycetozoa, Acytosteliales, Acytosteliaceae.
AUGAUAUUACUACUACUUCGUAUUCACUGUGUGAUACUUGUACUAUUACUACUACUUGUUGGAUCAUCAUCAUCACUUGCCGACACACUACCAUUCAAUGGACGCUUCUACCAACUGGCACCGACCAAACUCAACUUCCAACAAGCUAUGAACUAUGCUUCAAACACAAUAUACCAAAAUAUGAAUGGCACCAUACUAUCAUUGAAUGACUUUAAUGAGUACACUUUCAUAAAGAAUAACUUUGGAACAUUGGUGACGGACUUUUGGUUGGGCGCAGAGAGACUCGAUCAACAUGGUUCAAGUUGGGGCUGGAUCAAUGGCUCGUCAAGACGGCAGCCGUUCUACACAGCGGUACCAGACCGAUGUCUAGAGUACUGCGCCAACUUUAAAGGUGAUCUCAACAUGACAAACACAAACCUGGCCACCAAGAACUCAAUGCUGGAUUGGUAUGCUACGCCCGCCAGCACCGAACUAUCAUUCAUCAUCGAGUUUGGUGCGGCCGACUCGCUAAUGGUGUCUCGUCAAGAGAUUGGCGCCGAUCGUUUGAUCAUCUCAAACUUCCCUCUAAGCAUGUCCAAGUACUUGGACUCGAAUCAAGUGUCGAUCAACAUUUCACAUCCACAACUGCCCGCCAUUUUCACUUGCAAAGAGCGCAAUGCUGCGCCCGCACCAACUGUCGGCCUACUUUGUAAUAUCCCACCCCCUUCAACCUAUAAGGGCACGUUCACCUUGACCGUGUCUGGCGGUGGACAGACCGUUUCUACGACAUUCCGCUUCAACCCACCCGCCAUUGACGCGCUGCGCUACCAACCUGCCGACCCCAACCCCUCCCAACAACCGGCAAUGAGAGUGAUCACAAUCAUUGGUCGUGGAUUCCAAUACUUGUCACCAGUCAUAGACAUACUCAACUUUAUCGAUGGCACCGCCUACACUUACACGGUCGAUCCCUCUGGUACCCAGAUGUUGGUGUCAAUCAAUGAGUUCAACAUCCUGCCGCUACCCAUAACACUGAGGUACAACGAUACGACAAUCGUGUACUGGCGUCCAGCCAUCCUCGACCAAGCUUCACAACUACACUACGUCGGUGUGCCAUUCUCUGUGGACCUACCGACCGCCAUCGCUCUAAGUGAGCAGUACAGCGCUAUCAAUGAGGAUGGAUAUGUCGCGCUGGUCGACUCAAGUGCCACGGCAUCAUUCAUUGGCAACACUCUGUUCCUCGGCAGUUCAUCGAUCAAGUCGAUCUGGCAGAAUAUCAAGUAUCAACAAUUGGGUCUCAAUGGCGGCAACUUCAUCUACAAUGAUCAUGUGAUCAAUUUGACACCAGUGCCACAACCAACGACAACUGGCAACUUUUACUACGACAUGGUGCUUGGAAAGAUUGUUGGAGUGGACCCCGCCUCCAUCUCUCAGACACGUCCCUUUGUCGUUGUGCUGGGUGUCCGCACACCAGUCGUCGACACUAGUGUCAACCAGGUAUCAAUCCCAAUCGAUGGUGGCUCGUACCCUAUCGCGAUGCUCAAGAACUAUGGCUGGGCAUCGUCGUCAACUGGCGUCAUCAUGAUCAGGGGCACCCUAAACCUUACUGGCUCACUGGAUGUGCCCAACAAGAAGUUGUUGAUCAACGAUGGCAACGGAGGCUAUGCCAACCGCACGGUCCAAGUUGUGCUGCCCGACAAACGAGUGUUCCCCUACUACAUCUGGUACGACGCGCCCAUCAUCAAGACGUUGACCCGUGCAUCGGCUGCCUCGACUCAGAUCACAAUGACUGGACUCAACUUUAUUCCACUCGCACUCGAGAUCUAUCCCAAGUGCACUAUUGUUGGCUCAAUGACAACGACAACAAUGAUCGUCUGCAACCUGGAUGCCAACCUUGCACCCCAACGCUACAACCUAACAGUCAAGAUUGUUGCAGAAGCAGGCACUGGCAACGAUGUUACAUCAAAGCCCUACGACCUGGAUCUCCGUAAGAUGGCUCUGACAUCAGUGUCGCCACGUGCCAUCCCCUCUUCAGGUGGCACGAUAACAGUGUUUGGAUCGGCAUUUGGAAAUAACAUCGAUGUACUACAGGUCAAGUUUGUCAACACGACUCAGGCACCAGUCAACUGCGUUUCCUUUGCCACAAUAGACUCUGCAUGCGUGUUAAACAUUGUCAAUGCACCACCCGAGGGAACCUACAACAUUGCCAUCAUGCGUGCAGGUGAUGCAACUUCCACUUCCAACACAGUUCAAUUCACAGUCAAAAACUUGGUCGUGAACAAUGUAACACAGGAUCAAUCAAACCUUCAAACGAUACAGGUGUUUGGAGACAGUCUAAUGAUGUACAGUCCAUCGUUGAGUGUGGCAGUGGGAGGUGCACCAUGCAAGCCAUUGAUCUUUAUCAAUGACACACUCUUGACAUGUACAAUCCAAUCAUCAGCAGCCAAUGGAUCAGUCGUCAUCAGUAACCAGGGCAAUCUAAAGCCAUUCAAAUCAACAUACAUAUUCAGACCAGUAUUAUUAUCAAUGGAACCACCAACAUUUGAUCUGAUGAAUGUAUGGAUGAAUGCUGCACCAAGCCCAGAUGGAAAGGUCUUUACUCCGCUCUAUAAGGUGGGGGCAAACCAUAAAUUGUUUGCGCGAAAUCAAGAUGGUCUUCAGUCCAACACAUUGUUGGUAUCCUACCCUCUGCCCCUGGUCUUUAACACUACCGGUAGUAACAACACUGUUCUAAUGGUCUUGGGCAACUACCUGUAUCAUUUCGACUCUGGUAAUGCCAUGCUCGAGGGACUCACAUCCGAUCCAAUCCCCUCAACAGUGUCCUCGGCCACAUACACUACGCUUCAGUUCCAACUGCCACCCACCGUUAGGAGUGGAACAUUCUCAAUCGUGUCGGGCGGCCAGCGAUCCAAGCCAAAGACAUUCACAGCCGUACCAAGAUUCGAGAACAGCACCAGUCCACCAACCAAUGGAGGCUUGAUCAACAUCACCGGUUACUACAUGGCACCAUACUCCUACAUCAAUGAUCAGGUGCUAAAGAUUACUGUGGGAGGCUUAGAGUGCACUGAACUCAAGGUGUUGAGACAGGUCGAUAGCUGGUACCAACUGUCAUGUGUUGCUCCUCGUGGAACUGGAAAGAGCAACAUGAUAAUUACCAACAAUGUUGGUGAUGGCUUCGGCUAUGCACUCGACUACCAAUCUCCAUCAGUGGUCGGUGUCCGUUCCACUCAGUUCAAUCAGUCUGGCACAGUUACAAUCAAUGGCGCCAACUUUGCCAACACCAACUUGAACGUGACCAUCGGUGGCAAACAGUGUAUCAAUCCACGAUCCAACAAUGAUGGCACAGAGAUUCAAUGUCAGUUCAGCUCAGAUGUACCAUAUCCAGACAGCAAUCAAUCAUUGCCAGUGACCGUCUCGGUCGACUCUCUGCACUUUACCUCUCAAUCAUUCAUCUACCAAGUGCCAACUCAGUGUCCAGUGUGCCAGCAUGGUGAUUGCAACAGUACUUUGAGCAAGUGCCAGUGCCAACAGGGAUGGACUGGUAUUACAUGUUCAGUGGAGAUUCAAGUUGGUCAGACUACAGACAUACCAAACAUCGAUAGCAACACGACACAAGUGGUACUCGGAUCAAGCGAUCAUAAUCUUCACUUCAACAUUAGUGUGACAGAGCUUAGAGAGGUCACAUCGAGCAAUGUUGUUGUCAAGCAGGUAUACCUCAAGGAUGCUUCAUGGACCACACAGAAUUUCGGCAGCGGACACUUUAUAUUGAAUGGCACAUUCAGCAGCGAUCCACUAUUGAGUGUAGUUAUCGACAUGACAGUGUUUACCAAUGCCAGCCAGUAUGACUUUGCUGGCGAUGCGUUCCAAGUGCUGGACAACUCAAUCAAGUAUGUGGUCCGAAUCAACAGCUGGUCGUUUGGUGCCAAGACCAACGCACUGCAAGUUCUCUUCCUGUCACAGGCUGCCGCAUCAGUUGGGAACUGUGGCAAUGUACAAAAGUCAAAGGUUAGCGCUGCCGUAAGCAAUCAACAGUCUUCACUGCGUUCGAUUGAAAUUAGUCAGGGUGCUCUGGUGCUUGAGGGCUACUUCUCGGACCGUAUCAUCGUGGACGACAGAGUGUCACACAGUCAGGUCGAUGUGUUGCCAGACACUGAUGAGGCCGUUCAACAAGCAGUACAGACAUAUGGAGGCGACAAGCUCAACAUCUUGACUUGCAUCACCAUACCUCACUUUGAACAAUACGCAGUGGUCGAUCCAAACUUUGGCUCUUUGUUGGUGGCCCCAGCAGACGGCAAUGGAGAAUGUUCUGGCAAUGGAAACAACUGGAAGAUUCCAGUCAUUGUUACUUGUUCAGUUGUUUGUGCAUUGUUAGUCGUCGUUGCAACUAUCUUUAUCGUAAAGAAAAAUGCAGUGCUCAAACACAGAAUGAUGAGGACACUAAGUAUGAAGCGAUUCAAAUAA